AUGUCCUCGUCAUCUUCCACCAAGCUUGGAAGUCACUAUGUAGAACGACCUGGAGCUAAGUCUGAGGCCGAUCUCAUUGAGCCUCUUAUGCAGGGAGAUCCAAACGAGGCGGCAUCCAAGUCUGAUACUUCUCGUGAACACAGUGCAAAUGAGGGAUUCAUACAACAAGAUGCAAAAUUCACUUCCCAGUCGCCACCUCGAAGUCCUUCUCCGGACAACCAGCAAGAGCUGUCAGUCAUCGAGGAUGUUGAGAUUGAGGCCAAACGAGAAGCGCCUGUUACUUGGAUGUCUCUACCCAAGAAGGACCAACUAGCUGUGCUCACAAUCGCACGACUUUCCGAACCACUUGCAGAACGUUCAUUCUCCGCAUAUCUAUUUUACCAACUCCGCUCGUUUGACCCAAGUCUUUCUGAUAAGACGAUAUCGGGUCAGGGAGGAAUGCUGACUGCCGCAUUUGCGGCCGCGCAGUUCGUCACUGCUGUUUGGUGGGGACGGGCUGCUGAUUCGCCCCGAGUAGGUCGUAAGCGGGUUAUCCUCAUUGGCCUGGUUGGCACGACUAUCAGUUGUGUCGGCGUCGGUUUCUCAACUUCAUUCACUCAAGCACUUUUCUUCCGAAUCUGUGCAGGGUGCCUCAAUGGUAAUAUCGGCGUCAUGAGGACUAUGAUCAGCGAAAUCAUCAAGGAGAAGAAGUUUCAAUCUCGCGCGUUUCUUCUCCUUCCCAUGUGUUUCAACGUCGGUGUUGUUAUCGGGCCUAUCCUCGGUGGAUUUCUGGCAGAUCCCAUAGCAUCCUUCCCAAAUGUGUUUGGACCAGGAUCAGCCAUUGGUGGGAAAGACGGUGUCGAGUGGAUGACCUCAUUUCCUUAUGCUCUGCCAAACCUCGUGAGUGCCUUUUUCAUCCUGGUCGGUGCACUCUGCGUCAUCUUUGGAUUAGAUGAGACCCAUCAGGCGAUAAGAGGCCGACCGGACUAUGGUCGCAAACUUGGUCGUUGGAUGUGGCGACAUAUCUUUCGCCGAGACCGAGGCGGUGGCUAUGGAUACCACCAUCUUCAAAACCAAGAUGAUCUUCAAGACGCCUCUCCUCUGCUCAAUCAAAGCGAGGAACCCCAUCAUCCGCCUCCUACGUCGAUGCAAAUGUCAACCAUGGCACCGGCAGCAUCCGACACUUUCAAGACGAGGCCACCGUUUCGGCAAAUCCUCACAAAGAACGUCAUACUUACACUAUUGUGCCAUCAUCUCAUGGCGAUGCACGUCAGCGCAUUCAAUGCUGUGAUAUUUCUCUAUCUCCCCGCCCCACGGUCAGACAACAAGAAUGCACAUCUGCCAUUCCUCUUCAGCGGCGGACUCGGUCUGUCUAGCAAAAAUGUAGGCCUUGCAACCGCCAUCAUCGGAAUCAUUGGGUUUCCACUCCAACUUCUGAUUUACCCACGGAUGCAGUCAAAACUAGGAACACUUCCCAGCUACAAAAUGUUCCUACCAUUCUCCAUUCUUGCUUACCUGAGUGCCCCCUACCUGUCCCUGCUUCCCAACCAGCCAUUGCUGAUCUGGCCUAUCUUGACUGUGGUCUUGAGUCUGCAAACAGUCUCACGCACGUUCUCUCUACCCGGGCAAACGCUUCUUGCCAACAACUGCACGCCUCAUCCCGGUGUUCUCGGGUUGAUUCACGGCCUCGCACAGAGUGCUUCUUCAGGAGCGAGAACUAUUGGGCCUACGGUUGGUGGAUGGGGCUUGGGACUAGGUCUUGCAGGAAAUUGUGUGGGAGCUAUCUGGUGGGCUAUGGCCUGUGUGGCUGCUGCGAAUUGGUGUCUAUUGUGGGUUAUCUACGAGGGUGAUGCGGGACAGAGUGUGGUGUCACGACACUGA
This is a messenger RNA of Exophiala bonariae, 1860 nucleotides long. RefSeq lists its product as uncharacterized. Lineage: Eukaryota; Fungi; Ascomycota; Eurotiomycetes; Chaetothyriales; Herpotrichiellaceae. Gene Ontology annotation, biological process: transmembrane transport. The coding region runs from base 1 to 1860 and encodes 619 amino acids. The transcript has 3 exons. Gene Ontology annotation, molecular function: transmembrane transporter activity. The record is from RefSeq and is a predicted model, not a curated record.